Molecule: messenger RNA, 3001 nt
Organism: Dinoponera quadriceps
Lineage: Eukaryota; Metazoa; Arthropoda; Insecta; Hymenoptera; Formicidae
Gene: Tace
Product: ADAM 17-like protease
Exons: 14
Coding region: 324-2537 (737 amino acids)
Biological process (GO): membrane protein ectodomain proteolysis; Notch signaling pathway
Cellular component (GO): plasma membrane
Molecular function (GO): metalloendopeptidase activity
Source: RefSeq, a predicted model, not a curated record
UUAUAACCUAAAAAUCGAAUAGCACACGCUACAUACAAUAACCUAGAAAUAUAAAAUUAUGACAAAUAAGAGACAAUUUUUACCUCACAAAAUAACAUGUAACAAUCCAAUUUUUUUCUACUUAUGCACGUUAUUAUGUUAUUUGCCGUAAAUUGUUUUUGGACGAAGUGCGUCGAAAGUAUUCAUGAAAUUGUACUGGUGCCAGUCCUUUCGACAGUCAUAUGUACAAUCUCCAAAUCAUAACACAGUAAUUUGAAGAACAAGAAUAUAAACGUAUACAAACUAAGAGGACUUACAUUUUUCCUCGUGUAACUCUGCUGACAAUGAAGAUUCAAGAUACUUCAUUCAUCUACUGUACUUUCAUCAUUCUACAAAGUGUUUACGGACUUCAUAAAAAUUUAAAAUAUUAUGAAACAAUUCAUAGUACCAGUCUUCAACAUAGGAUUACAAAACGCGGCAUUCAGCACAGCUAUCAUCCUUAUAAUAAAAUUAAUGAACUAGAAUUCCACUCACAUGGACGACAUUUUCGGUUAAUUUUAACCCCUAGGAGAGAAGUUAUACAUUCCAAUUUCAAGGCAUACGAAGUCAAUGCUGAUGGAAAAGAAAAAACUAUACAUUUAGAUCAUGACAGCUUUUACCAUGGCCGUGUAUUUGGUGAAAUUGAAUCUCAUGCCCAAGUACAUAUUGAUAAUGGUAUUGUGACGGGUAGUAUUACAAUAUUGGAUGAAACCUUUCAUAUCGAGCCAUCCUGGAGGCAUCUUCCACAAUUUGAUAAUCAAACAAUGAUAAUUUACAAAUCUUCGGAUGUUAAGCUCAGUUGGGAGCAUUAUCAAGAUGGAGAAGGACAUACACAUGGAGCUCCUAAAACCUGUGGUUACGUUAAAGAAAACUCAAAUUUUCUGCUGGAUGAGAAGGAUGAUUUUGAAGAGGACGAUAUGGAGAUAGAUAGCCGUAGGGUAAAGAGACAUACAGAAAAUUACGAAUAUACACCGACGAAAACGAGAUGUCCGUUAUUGUUGGUAGCUGAUUAUCGAUUUUACCAGGAGAUGGGAGCCAGUAGUACGAAAACUACAAUUAAUUAUCUGAUAAGUUUGAUUGACAGAGUGCACAAGAUUUACAAUGACACCAUGUGGCAAGAACGGCAGGAACAGGAUGGUUUCAAAGGGAUGGGUUUCGUCAUAAAGAAAAUCGUCGUCCACAGUGAGCCCACACGAGUGAGAGGUGGUGAAACCCAUUACAAUAUGGUUCGUGAGAAGUGGGACGUCCGCACAUUGCUCGAGGUAUUUAGCCGAGAAUACAGCCACAAGGAUUUUUGUUUGGCCCAUUUAUUCACUGAUCUCAAGUUUGAAGGUGGUAUUCUCGGGCUAGCCUAUGUCGGAUCUCCUCGUAGAAAUUCAGUAGGUGGCAUUUGUACACCAGAAUACUUUAAAAAUGGAUACACGUUGUAUCUGAAUUCCGGACUGAGCUCCAGCAGGAAUCAUUAUGGGCAGAGAGUAAUUACGAGAGAGGCCGAUCUAGUAACGGCGCAUGAAUUUGGCCAUAAUUGGGGUUCCGAACAUGAUCCGGAUAUUACAGAAUGCAGCCCGAGCGCGAGCCAGGGUGGAUCUUAUUUGAUGUACACUUACAGCGUUAGCGGCUAUGAUGUAAAUAACAAGAGAUUUUCGCCGUGCAGCUUGCGAUCCAUCAGGAAGGUGUUGCAGGCGAAAUCCGGACGGUGUUUCUCGGAACCGGAGGAAUCGUUCUGCGGUAACUUAAGAGUCGAGGGUGACGAGGAGUGCGACGCGGGCCUCCUCGGAACGGAGGAUAACGACGCAUGUUGCGAUAAAAACUGCAAACUUCGAAGGAAUCAGAACGCAGUUUGCAGCGACAAGAACUCCCCUUGCUGUCAGAAUUGCGCGUACAUGCCUUCGGGCACGAAGUGUCGCGACGCCCAAUACUCGACCUGCGAACAGGAGUCGCGUUGCACCGGGGCGUCCAGUGAAUGUCCGAAAUCACCGCCUAUGAAGGACGGCACCAAUUGUCUCGAACGUGGGCAAUGCCGCACGGGCAAAUGCGUGCCGUACUGCGAGACCCAGAGUUUACAAAGCUGCAUGUGCGACACAAUUGGCGAUGCGUGCAAAAGAUGCUGCAGGAUGAGUUUAAACGAGACGUGCUUCCCGAUCGAUCCGCAGGAUAUUUUGCCGGACGGCACACCGUGCAUUCAAGGCUUCUGCAACAAGGGUAUAUGCGAGAAAACGAUUCAAGAUGUGGUGGAACGAUUCUGGGACAUCAUCGAGGACAUAAACAUCAACAAAGUGAUGCGUUUCCUCAAAGACAACAUAGUAGGAGCUGUGAUAAUCAUUACUGCCAUUGUUUGGAUACCGGCGAGUUGCGUUAUCAGUUACAUCGAUCACAGGCGUAUCAAGGAGAGCGAGAAGAAGUGGCGGUGGAAGCACACGGACGAGCUGAUCCAUCCGGACGAGCACAGGCGGGUGAUCUACGUCGGCGGCCAACGACCCCGAGUACAACACAUGAUGCAUCGCGAAUCACGAAACUAGAAUUAGUAUUGCGUUGUGUACUUCAGUCAUCUAGUCAUUGUGUCAUAUUGCACAGGGUGUCGUAGAACGCGUUACAAGUUAAAUAUUUAAAAUUGUGGAAAUUGUCGCAAUUAAGUGUUAUAAAUAGUUGCGAAACUGCACUUCGCACGCAAGCGAUAGGAAUCCCAGAUGGAAUCCGGAACUGGUCAUCAAGGUGAACCACUAACCUGACGCAAUCUCGUGACGUCUUUGCGUAGAAAACAAAUUAAGACGGUUAAAAAUACGCAGUUGGAAAAUUCUCAGUUGCUCAUUGCAUUUCAUUCCACAGUGAGAGUAUUUAAUAUUUUAAUUUAUAUAUAUGUACAUAUGUGUAUAUUAAUAUAUAUAAAAAUAGAAAUUGUUUUUUUUUUACUUUUAUGUAAUGUAUAUGUUGUGUAUUGAAUGAUGCAAUUUUUUUUACUAUGUAUUAAAAAGAAAAAAACAUU